AGGUUCUCUACAAUUCACAGUAUUUAUAACCUCUCAUCCCUCUCUUCUCUGCUGUCUGUUCUCAACUUCUAAUGACGUCUUGAGUUCAAUGUCUAUGACGCUCCGCGAUAAAAGCUCCGGAGAUAUCGCAUCGACAGAACCAUUUGUUCUCCAUUUACACUCAAUCGGGUAAGCUUCUCGAAAUCUAGUCAGAUCGAGAUGCAAUGAGCGAAAGUUGGAGAUAAGUGGCCGUCUUAAAACCGUGGAUCCAAUGACGUCGACGAGAUUGGCGAACUGACGUUGCAACGAGAUUGAGUAGUAUUCGGGGCCCUACGUGAUAAUUCCGAUUAAACUAACACAUACUCCUCGAUGAGAGGAUAAAUCGACUCGUACAGCCUGCAUCUCUGAUCCAACGCCGUUUGCUCGAUGAUUGAAGGUCCUGACGUUUGGGUCCGUCCGACAUCUCCCAGGUUCGCAACAUAUCUCGAUCCAACGGGCCAGCCUGGUCCAGCUUGCGGGUUUCUGACGAAUUUCCCCACAAAUCCUCGAAGAUACUCCGCAAAUGUGUACAGUUGUGGUGACAUUGCGUCAAAGGUUGGUGAACUGAAGAGUAGGAGGACGUCCAAGCCGUGAAAUUUGCCUAGCCAGGAGUAUUUGUCGUCUAAAAGGCUUGUGACCGAGGCAUUGAAGUAGAAUCGCCAUGUGGGAUUGACCGAGGCUGAAAUGUUGGCGAGGAUGGCUUGGGGCUGGGUGUGUUAGCUGUGAAGUCGGAAGCAUGUGAACUUACGCAUUGCCAGACAAAGUCUGUAUAGAUUGCUGCAGCAGUGUCAAAGUCGGUCUUGAUGGGGUGGUAAGCCUCAAGAAUUUGCGUCUGUUGGGUUUUGUUGACCAGUGGCUCAGAGAGAUAGGCCCCGAACAAUGUCUCGAGCGAGAUGUUUCUGUUGAUCAGUCCUCUGCCUUCCUCGGCGACCGUUCCCAUGAGCACAGGCACUCGCGCAACAUCUCCGCUCCUCCAUCUUUCAGCUUUGCCACUCAGAAUUGUCACAUUGUCGGUUAUCGGCAGAAACGCAUUUCCAGCUGUACUCAUGGCAUUGACGAGGUUGUCUGCUGGUACAUCUCGCAUACACUGUAGCUGGUCUGGUCCUUGACAGCCAACUGCAGUUGUCAGAUUAUCCCAGUACGGAGUAUCAUGAUGCCUGGCAGUGCCUCCGAGAUAUCCAACAGACAUUUGGCCAGAAAACAUCAUUGCGGCGCGGAAUGGAGAUGCGUGUCGGUUAACAUGCAAAUCUACAGACAUGGCGCCUGCAGAUUCACCCCAGAUGGUGACUUUGUCUGGAUCACCCCCAAAGGCACGAGCAUUCCGUUGAACCCAUUCGAGAGCGAGCUGCUGAUCAUGGAUGCCGAGGUUUAUCUCUGAAACUGGUAUGUCUGGAGAGUUUGGGAACCCAAAGACUGUCUUGUUAGCAAUGCUCACAAGCUAGAGCCGACUUACCAUUUGUUCUGUAAUUGAAGGUAAAGACGACGAUGUCUUCAUACGCCGCGAAGCCGCUGAGCCCUUGAAGGGUGAGGGUCUGCUGGAGCGAAGGCAUUGAUGAAGAGACAGUCUUCACUCUCACGGGAUGCUGUAUUGAACAGUCCUUUGAGAAGAUCAAUCUCUGGUGUGAGUUCUACAUCGUUAGCUUCAUUCCAUGAAUUAUAGACAGACUCACCACUUUGGACAAAUAGUUGUCUACAUGAAGGACCAAACACGGUCGCAUUCAACAACCUUGUCCAUGGUUCAGGCUUCGUUGCACGGCUGAACCGUUCUGGUUUGGCGGCAUACGGAAUGCCGAGAAACUUGUUCACGGGCGAAGCAGCAGGGAGAGUUGUGGUGAGACCAAAGAUUGGGCCUGAGUCGAGGGUAGCUGUUGGAGUUUCAGCACCGACGUAGAUUGGGAGCCAAAGUCGUGACAAUGCGAGAAGUUUCAUAAUUGCCGCAUGGCAGGAAUGAAGUCGCCAUGACUGAGGGUGCCAUUUAAAUAUUCCAUGGAUGUUCGGGUUGAGUGGUUGAUGAAAUGAUCAUUACAUUAGGUGUCCGUAUUGCUCGGGUUCAUGGUUGUCGACACGGAAUACGACGAAUGCGAUAUCACCCACGUCAGCAACCGACGAUCAAUUCAACAUAAGCAUAGGCAGAACCUGAGCAUCUGAUGUUGUCGGCCGUCGUAUUUGGGACAAACAGUGUGAGUGCAAAUCAUUGAAUUGAAACUAAGGUAUGGUCCAAAAAUGUCUGUGAUCAAGCACGAGCGGAGCGAGAAACGGCCCUCCGCCAGGAGCCCCCGGAGGGAUAUCCAUCAAACAUCAAUUGCAUCAAAUACAAACAAUCAUCGAUCAAGUCGCCCUCCUUUCACCCUUGGCUGCAUCCAAAGAUCUCUGCUUCUUCUCGUCAUUCGUAUCCUUUGCAAAGCUUGCAAUAUGCUCAGACACUUCAACCUUGUUGUACGGACCCGGAAUCGGCUCCCCGAUUGUCUGAUACACGGGCAACACACCCGUCCACGUCGAAUUCACCAAACUCUCAUUCUCCAAAUCACUCUUAUCAUCCGUCGUUGAUCCCGCACUGAUCUUGGCACUUGCCGAAGUGAUCUUGACCUUGAGGAUAUUCGUGCUCUGCAUCUCCGACGCCAACGGAGGCUGUCGUGUAUGCUUCCAACGAUCAGCCACAACACUGUUGCUGAUGAGUUCCAUCGCAUACAGCUUUUCUUCAUCGGAUUUGACAGUAGUCGCGUAGCCGUAGAUCACAGCGGAUCGAUAGUUGUAGUUGUGCGAAUACGUCGCCAGAGUCAAGACGAGUCCAUCAACGUGCGAUGCAGCAACACAAACGGGCAUUCCCUGGAUCUCUUCUCCAUCGACCGUCGAUGUCUGAGCCAAGUUCAUGAUCCUCGACGACACAUAUCCAUGAAGAUAUAGUUCCAGAGGAUCGCGCAGACUUGAACUCGGCCGGUCAAACGACCCCAGCUGUCCUAUCAUCGGCAGAACAACCGGAAACGGCUGAGAGGGUGUAUUGAACGAUAUAUGAAGGAUCGGACAUGUAUUGACGAUACUAUGGACAGUCUCGAGGUCAUAAACCCCGUGGACCUUGUACCGUUUGAUGGUAUUUGUCGAGUCUUUGGGGUACUGGAGAUUAUGACGGCCCAUUUUGUUUGUCUCUGACAAUGAUUACAAUUCCUACAAUACAAUAGGCCACCUUAUAUAGCCAUCCGUAUCUAUUCACAGGCUAGAACUGCCCCGAAAGGUAAUUAUUUGCGUGAUAAGACACCUCUAGCUCGAGUUGGCUGCACCGAGUGCGUCCCGGACCGGAAAAACCACAAACCCCACCUCCACAUCUUCUCGUGGCCACAGUGCCACACUCCAUCAUCAGGAUACCCCGCGACAUCAAAGUCGCAUCAAAUCACCAUGGUUCUUCAAGAUCUCGGCCGUCGCAUCAACGCGGCGGUCACAAACCUGACCCGAGAGCAAAAUCUCGACGAAAAGGCCUUCGAUGGCAUGCUCAAGGAGAUUUGCGCCGCUCUCCUCGAAGCAGACGUCAAUGUACGACUCGUCGGCCAACUACGGAAAUCUAUCAAGUCCACCGUCAACUUCAAAGAACUCCCCCCCGCCGUAAACAAGAAACGCCUCAUCCAGAAAGCCGUCUUCGAUGAACUCGUCAAGCUCGUCGAUCCCCACGCCGAACCGUUCCGACCGAAGAAGGGAAAGAGCAAUGUCAUCAUGUUUGUUGGUCUUCAGGGUGCUGGAAAGACGACCACAUGUACAAAGCUCGCGCGACACUACCAGUCCAGAGGUUUCAAGGCGUGUCUGGUUUGUGCCGAUACCUUCAGAGCUGGUGCUUUCGAUCAGUUGAAGCAGAACGCCACAAAAGCCAAGAUCCCCUACUACGGUUCCCUCACAGAAACGGAUCCCGCCGAGGUUGCGAGGGCUGGUGUCGACCAAUUCAAGAAGGAGAGGUUCGAGGUCAUCAUCGUCGAUACAUCAGGUCGCCACCGACAAGAGUCUGCCCUCUUCCAGGAGAUGGUGGAUAUCCAAGAAGCCAUCAAACCCGACGAGACUAUCAUGGUCCUCGACGCUUCUAUCGGUCAACAAGCAGAGUCACAAGCCAAGGCGUUCAAGGAGGCAGCUGAUUUCGGAGCCAUCAUCAUCACGAAAACCGACGGCCACGCACACGGUGGUGGUGCCAUCUCUGCAGUCGCCGCAACACACACCCCCAUCGUCUUUAUCGGUACCGGUGAACACAUGCUCGAUUUCGAAAAGUUUGCCCCCCAACAAUUCGUCCAAAAGCUCCUCGGCAUGGGCGACAUGGCUGGAUUGAUGGAGCACGUCCAGAGCCUCAACCUCAACCAGAAAGACACCAUCAAGCACAUCCAGGAGGGCAUAUUCACCGUGCGCGACCUCCGCGACCAGCUCUCCAACAUCAUGAAGAUGGGCCCCCUCUCGAAAAUGGCCGGCAUGAUCCCCGGCAUGAGCAACAUGAUGCAGGGCAUGGACGACGAAGAAGGCGGCGCCAAACUCAAGCGAAUGAUCUACAUCUGCGACUCAAUGACCGAAAAGGAACUCGACUCCGACGGCAAGAUCCUCAUCGAACAACCCACCCGAAUGACCCGAAUCGCACGCGGUUCCGGCACAUCAGUACGCGAAGUCGAGGACCUCCUCACUCAACAACGAAUGAUGGCAGGCAUGGCAAAGAAGAUGGGAGGAAACAUGAAGAACAUGCAGCGAGCCCAACAGGCCAUGGGCGGAGGAAACAAGGCACAGCAAUUAGCAGCCAUGCAAAAGAGGUUACAGAGCAUGGGUGGUGCCGGCGGUGCAGGCGGUAUGCCGGACAUGGGAAGCUUGAUGAAGAUGCUGGGCGGAGGAGGAGGCGGCAUGCCCGGUGGUAUGGAUAUGCAGGCCAUGAUGAGACAGAUGGGUAUGGGCGGCGGCGGCAUGCCUGGGAUGCCGCCUGCAGCAGGAAGAGGUAGAAGGUGAGCACGCAUUAAAUGGAAUACCGAUUGCCAGUCACUUUUGCCCCUGUCGACUACCUAGUAUAUGCAUCUUAAAAUUCAAGAUACCCUGACCUCAGGGCAAAGCUCCUGACUUUCCGAUGUGUCUCAUGAGUCUGAUGAGCUACUGAUCACACUACCUUGUCUACCGCGACAUGAUGUUUCCCUCCGGGGGCUCCUGGCGGAGGGCCUGUUCUCGCUUCGCUCGGAUUUGAUCAUAGGGAUCUCAGCAGGAUGUGAUGUAUCGGCUGCGGGAAUUGUACAUAAGAAGCAACCUCUGCCGAGACACCAUGACACUCCGUGUCCAACUUGAAGCACAACGUACGUUCGUUGUCAUAGCUGCAGCGAAGCUCUUAUCAUCAAGCUGAGUUGCUCUCAUAGUCUCAGCCUGUCAAACAACGUAAUGAGCUUCCAGCGGUACAGAAAAGUCUCUCGGAUCUCACCUCCGGAAUUGUAAGUCAUUCAUCGAUUGUGACAUGGCUAGGAAUUUAGGGACCUCCUCAUUGACCCCGGUUCGACAGACCUGUCAUGCUCAAGAAAGGAUGCUCAACUUGCGAUGACCAAGCUGCUUCUGACCUUACCAAGUCCGAGGCUUAUUCUGACAAACCAGGAUGCAAGUUUAUGGCCAAUUACGACACUACUGGUGCUGCUAAACCGUAGGUGAAGCCCUUGUCGAUAGAGUGCAAGAUUGUGACUGAUACAGUAAAGGUUAGGAGUAUCAGUGUGCGGUAUUUUGCCGUGGGAUAGCUCAAAAGGAAGAAAGGGGGCCUAUGAUAUCCAGGACUUUGUCUGCAAUAAUUCUGGCGCCAGGUACUUGGGUGUUUGCACGGCAUUGAUGUUAAUGCAGCUGUAGCAUUAGAGCACUGCUGUGAUGACUUUUCCGGUGGCAGUGAAUCAGAGGGUAGCUCAUGAAACUACCUACCCAUGGAAAAGCUCUUCAGCUUCUUCGUGAACUUACUUCUUCCAACCUUCAUAACCUCCAUGGCCGUACCCUUUCCCGGGGCGUGUUCAAAUCCUCCUGCAAGGUGGCCGGGGACGGGAAGACGCUUGCCCAGCUGGUUGAGGUACUAAAGAAAGAAAACCUACAACAGAGACGCGACCUGGACGAUUGUCAUGAAAUGAAAAUGAGGCAAAAGUGGGAAAACGAGAGGUUGAAGCUCAUGAUCAGAAGGUUCUAGGAGGAGCUCCUUGAGGAUGCUGAGAGGCAUACAAGGAUCACGAAAGCCUGCAGGGCCAAAGACUCUGAGGAGAAGGAGAAACUGCAAGAAGAGAACCGAGCUUUGAAGCAAGCAUUGGCCGAUGUUGAGAGCGCGAUUGCCCCUCUGAUCACUGGCGGGGUGAUAGACAGUAUAGUCGGGACACUGGCAGGGAGAAGUCCAAUACAUGUUCAUUUGGUGGCACUAAAUGCGUUUAUAUGUGAACUGGCAUAAACUCGAAGAU
Fusarium verticillioides 7600 is the source of this 6428-nucleotide messenger RNA. RefSeq names its product signal recognition particle protein. Gene Ontology annotation, biological process: SRP-dependent cotranslational protein targeting to membrane, translocation; SRP-dependent cotranslational protein targeting to membrane. Bases 3409 to 4974 code for a protein of 521 amino acids. Gene Ontology annotation, molecular function: 7S RNA binding; ATP hydrolysis activity; endoplasmic reticulum signal sequence receptor activity. NCBI's taxonomy places the organism in Eukaryota, Fungi, Ascomycota, Sordariomycetes, Hypocreales, Nectriaceae. The record is from RefSeq and is a predicted model, not a curated record. Gene Ontology annotation, cellular component: signal recognition particle, endoplasmic reticulum targeting; cytosol. The transcript is spliced from 4 exons.